AACGACUCGUAUUAGGUUUUGGCGCAAUUGAUGUCAGAAAACGCUCACCUCCUGCCCCCCGCCUGGGCUUAUAACGCACCGGCCUCUCCUUCAAACACAUUUGCCGUGCAGAGCAUUCCAACCAAAACAGUCCGUAAAGAGAGUCUCUGUUCGGCAUCCAAUACCACUUCUUCCAGUUCUACCACAACUUCUGCCACAGAAGCGCAGGAAUUGGCCGAAAGAGCAGAGUUUGAUAAACAAUCGCUUGAAAUAAGACUAAAACAACAGAAACAGGAAUCAGAAGAAGACUCUAAAUGGUUGGCUCACGAAGAGAAACAAUUACUGGCUUCAGUCAAACGAUUAUCUUUAUGUGAUUCGCAGCACAAUAAUAGUGAACAACAGCAGAGAUGUUCGCCCAUUAAUCCAGUCGUCGAAUACAGUGUGCCAUCAAAUCAUUCCAAAGUGGUGUCAAACGGGACCAACAAUUCUAGUACUUUAAGUACAUUAAGCAGUAUUUCCAACCCAUCGACACCCUUAGAGCCGACGCCGACCGCAGAUCUCGACCGAUCCGAUGAUGGCGUCUAUCACUACACCAUGAAUGUAGUCAAUGCUGUCAGAUAUCUAUUACAGGGCGUACAGGAGGCUCGCGUUGAACAGUAUCUCGAAUUAGUUAAGGCGGUUGGCAUUGAGUUGAGGGGAUUGUUAGCUAGUGUUGACGCUCUGUUCCCAGCGCUGCCCCUUUGGUCGCACCGAGAGAUUGAAUUGACUCAUAAAGUAUUGAGUAAAGAUAUGGCCGGUUUAGUACAGGCCAUGAAAUUAGCGCAACAAUACAGCAGAACAACUGUUGAAAGUGAAUAUAGGAAAGCGAUGUUAGAAUCGGCACAUAUUCUUGUGAUUAACUCGAAGAACCUGUUGGACACCAUAGACCACGUGAGACUCCGGAUGACCAACAGUGUCGAUAUGAUGUCGACUCCAACGACACGAUCACUGCUCACAACAAAUAGCAUCGAAGAAGAGUCAGAAUCAGAAAUGGAAAAGUCAUUGAGUGUCGAAAUAACUUAACAAAGACUCAAAUUUUAUUUAAAACUCAUUUUUAUCACAUUUUUGCAUAUAAUUAGUCACUUUUUAACGAUAAUACAAACCAUUGUCUCUAAUAAUGUUGAUUGAAAUACAGAAUAAUUAAACAUAAUAUUUAAUAAAUCAUAAAAACGAAAUGUAUUAAUAUUAUAAUAAAUUUGUAAUAUAGUUAACAUAAC
Messenger RNA from Medioppia subpectinata, 1235 nucleotides. NCBI's taxonomy places the organism in Eukaryota, Metazoa, Arthropoda, Arachnida, Sarcoptiformes, Oppiidae. The record is from the annotation of a GenBank genome assembly.